AUGCCCAAUGCCGCCUGCAAGCACCACAACGCCGCGUCACGCCGCCGGCUCCGCAUCUGCGCCGUCGUCUCCCUCAUCGUACUCCUCCUAUUGGCCGCCGCCGUCACCGCACUGGCCAUCACGGCGCUCCGCCCGCGCCCAGCCGACACCACCAUCUCCGCCAUGCGCCUGACCUCCGUGUCCCUCUCCCCAGGAUCACUCUCCCUCAACGUGACGCUCGACGCCGUCCUCUCCAUCCGCAACCCCAGCCCCGUCGCGUCCUUCGCGCACGCAGCCGGCCAAGCCGAGGUCUUCUACCGCGGCGCGGUCGCCGCGGACGCCGACGUCCCGCCCGGACGCGUCGGCGCGGGAGGCAACGAGACGGUGACGCUCAGGCUCACGGUGCUCGCCGACCGCCUUGCCUCGUACGCGCCGCAGCUGUACGGUGACGUGGUCGGCGGCGCCGGGGACGUGUCGCUCACCGUUCAGACGACCGUGCCGGGAACUGUCACGGUUCUAGGCCUGCUCAGGCACCACGCCGUUGUGAUCACGGUGUGCCACGUCACGGUUAGCGUCCGCCGGCCCGGCGCGCAGAGCUCGUCGUGCCAGUACCGGACCAAGCUCUAG
Molecule: messenger RNA, 606 nt
Organism: Lolium perenne
Lineage: Eukaryota; Viridiplantae; Streptophyta; Magnoliopsida; Poales; Poaceae
Biological process (GO): defense response to other organism
Source: RefSeq, a predicted model, not a curated record